Messenger RNA from Silurus meridionalis, 4342 nucleotides. RefSeq names its product tribbles pseudokinase 1 (gene trib1). Lineage: Eukaryota; Metazoa; Chordata; Actinopteri; Siluriformes; Siluridae. Gene Ontology annotation, biological process: regulation of MAP kinase activity; protein phosphorylation; positive regulation of proteasomal ubiquitin-dependent protein catabolic process. Gene Ontology annotation, cellular component: nucleus. Bases 2103 to 3161 code for a protein of 352 amino acids. The record is from RefSeq and is a predicted model, not a curated record. Gene Ontology annotation, molecular function: ATP binding; mitogen-activated protein kinase kinase binding; protein kinase activity. The transcript is spliced from 3 exons.
UGUCGCCAAGGCCGGAUCUGCUAGUGUGCUUUUUACGCCAUUAGUCAUAGCUGGCAUUCAGCAUGCGAUUGCCUGCGGAGAAUAACUUACACCUGCUCCAAUGGUCGCGAGGCCUUGGGUGUUCGGUGGAAAGCGUGAUCAGUGUGCCCUCAUUACUGGAGGCAUCGAGUGACUCAACUAAUUACAGUGGGAAUAGAGCCUUGGACAAAUGGAAAUUAUCUCAAAUAGCAAGGUUUGCUGAGACACACAUACACACACACACAUACAGGUUUUGUGUUUUUUUGUUUGUUUUGGGUUUUUUUUUCCAAAAUCUCUUUGUCACAACAAAGAAAGAGGAAGUUGACACUGCCCAUGAAAUUUACACAGAAGGAGGAAGUGGGGGAAAAGGAAAACCUGUGGCUGCGUUACGGCAUGACUAACCCACAGAUCAAAUUCUGACUCAUCCAUAUGAAAGAGAAAGCAUAUUUGCUAAAAAUACACUCGUCUUCCACGGCAAUAUUCCCACCCUGCCUCAACUUGUCGCCUCAUUUCCAUACCAGCUGUUUCGUAGCGCUGCUAAGUGUUCGUGGAAGCCUGGCGCUGUCAGUUGUUGUACGAUCCAAUUUUAGAAGCACUCUUUUUUCAUUUCUUAGCAGGUUGCAGAACUCACGAUGCGUCGUGGUGGUCCUGGUGAAUCCUGGGGACCUGCGAGAAGGGUUUUCAGACCUAUUGUGGAGCAAUCCUGCACGUUAGAAGUCAUUGCUCAGAAGCUGAGGCUGAAACUCCGAAAUCUUUUUCCGUCCUGACACAUUCCAGAGUAUUUAUUGGGAAAGUGUGCAUGGGAACUUUUCCUUUGCUCAGGUUUCGACCAUCAAAAUGACAUGCAGUUGUGUAGCCCUGGUGUGAACCUUUCUCCAUGUUUUGGUGUCUAUUAGGACCUAAAGGAUUGUACUGUGUAAAGCCUCAUUAAGGAAAUCAGUUUAUGUGCUUCAUGUUCUUCAGGCUGAUCUUGUAGAUUAUAUUCGCUCAGUUCGGAACCUUCAGAGCAACGUGAUGUCAUGCUUCACAGAAAGCAUCUUCAGUCUUUUUUUAAGCGUCUGGGUCUUCUAAAGUAAACCAUAUUUCUCCUCUAUUUUUUCACACACGCUUCAUCCCAGGCGUUCCCUUUUAGGGAGAUUUGUCCAGCAUUUCUGAUUCCGAUUCUGAUUUGUCUUCUGCAGGGUUUCAUGUGUAAACAUGGGUAAAUCAGGAGAACGUUCAUGUGUGGAGAAAGGAUUUGGAGAAUGCAUAACAAACAUGAGUGCAGUGUUAGAUCUACACACACACACACACACACACACACAAUUUAUUUCGAAAUAAAGCUUGGUAAUCAUUGCAUGGCAGCGGCUCACGUUUAAAUGAAGAGCAAUAAAAACUAUGCACGAAAGCAAUUUCUUUUUUCAGAAGUUCCCCAGGUUGCACAAUCCGAGAAAACAGUGCAUAUGUUGACCAGGGCUGUUUGGGGUACAGUAUGUAGGAGAUACAGGUUCUGGGGUCGAUGCUGUGUGUGUGUGCGUGUGUGUGUGUGUGAGGUGGUGUUAAAGUAAAUGUGCACCACUGACACCUCGGAGAGACGAGAGACCAAAAACGCGGUGCGUGUGGCGCGCGCUGAUUGCUCGGUAGGCGUCGGGGGCGCGCGCGCGGGGCGGGCGGAGUUCCAGGCGCGUUCCCGACGCGUUCCAAGGCGCGUUCCCGGCGCGUCAAAAGCUCAAGCUCGGAAGAAAAAGCAGCGGGACUUUUUUUUUUCUUCCUCGUCUUCUUCUUCUUCCUUUUCAACCAGUGCCAGCUGCGCGCAGACGAGCUGGCCGGUGCGCACUGUACGCGAACUCCCCACGGAACACCAAGAUCCCGGACUGGUGACAACCGAGCCUGGAGAAAUAUGGACGACUGAAUUGAAAAUUUAAUUGAUUGUAAUAAUUAUAAUAAUACAAAAAUAAAUACAAAUUCGGGGUGGAACGACCGGGGAUGAAUUUGCGCGUGAGAAUACACAUGGAAUAGACUCAUACAACACGGAUUGUUGGUGGAAACUCUUGCGCUUUUUUUUUUGCUUGGUUUGGGUUCUUUGGUUGGUGUUUGUCCUCGCAAUGCUGGUGCGCCGUAGCAGCCCGGUGGCUUGCCCUCGCGCUCCGAGGCGCAGGCACAAGCGCGUGGACAGCGACGAGACCGCGGCCAAAAGUCCGAGGCUGAACGAGUGCGCCGGCGGAGACACGGCGUUCUCUCUCGCCACCUCGCCGGUGCCCGCGCGCAGCGGGAGCGCGGCUCCGGCGUGUGCGAACGCGGCCGCGGGGCCGUCCCGCAUCGGCCAGUUCCUGCUCCUGCCCUCCGCGGACACGUCCGCCGCACACAACGCGUGGGAUAUGGACACCGGCGAGGAGCUCGUCUGCAAGGUGUUCGACCUGGGCCAGUACCAAGAGAAGAUCCGAGCCUACAGCGUGCUUCCCAGACACAGGAAUAUCGGCCGGAUCAAAGACAUUAUCCUCGGGGAACGCAAAGCGUACGUGUUCCAGGAAAAGGAUUACGGCGACAUGCACACGUUUGUGAAGAGCUGCAAGCGUCUGAGUGAAAAGCAGGCCUCUAAGCUUUUUUAUCAGAUCGCAUCCGCAGUGGCGCACUGCCACCAGAACGGCAUAGUGCUGGGAGACCUGAAGCUUCGCAAGUUCAUGUUUGCGGAUGAGAAUCGGUCUCAUUUAAAGCUGGGAGGCCUGGAGGACUGUAAGAUCCUGCCUGGUGAGGACGAUUCGGUUUCGGACACGCACGGCUGCCCUGCUUAUGUCAGCCCUGAAAUCCUGAGCGGUGGAGGCAGUUACUCAGGAAAGCGAGCGGACGCCUGGAGCCUAGGCGUCAUGCUUUACACAAUGCUGGCAGGCCGCUACCCGUUCCAUGACUCAGACCCAGCUACACUGUUCUCCAUGAUACGGCGUGGUGCCUACAGCCUGCCCGAGGGCCUCUCAGCCCGGGCACGCUGCCUCAUGCGGAGCCUCCUGCGCAGGGAGCCCAGUGAGAGGCUGAGCGCCGCCGACGUUCUCCUCCACCCAUGGUUCCACGGCGCCAACGAACACGACGUCGACGAACACGAUGUGGGCUCGGCAGAGCAGAGGGUGCCUCAGGUGCACAUGGAGCUGAACGAGCAUCUCUUCUGCUGACAAAAGCUCCUGCUCUCUUGCUCUCUGAAAGGCUCUGAUUAGGAACAACAUUUGAAGGUUUCUUUAAUCGAGCAGCUCUUUUUUUUUCCGACGGUUGAAAUUGAACUCUGGUUGUUUAAUUUAGAAAAGGCACGAGUAGCUGAUGAGAUCUCGCCAUCGCUUUGGCUUCGAGAUAAAGAUGCGCUCUUACGGGUUUUUAGUCUUGGGCCAAAAUUUCGACAUGCCCUUAGGGAGGCUUUAAUACUAAACAAUUAUUUACGGUCCCUUUUAAAGCGCAUGCCCUCGUCCGGUAUUUUGGUGCUUUAUUAUGUUGAAGUGAGCGGAAAAUACAAGGCGCUGAUCACCUCCUCCGAGUCCUGAGGACUAACGUUUCAAAGUAAAUGAGCAAAGUGGGGAGGAAACAUAAGCCUGAAGAGUAGCUAAGAACAGCGGCGCAAAAUAAAGAGCACAGAUUUGAGGAUCUACGUCGAAAUUGUGACAUCACAACUCUCCAAAGGAGUGAAAUACAAAAUAACAAGGCCAGUCUCUGACCUUUGAGAUGAGGUCACCCAUACAGGAUUUAAAAAAAAAUCAUAUUUAAUUGACCCAAGCUUUACGUUAUGUGAUGUUAUGUUAAACUGCAGCCAGUAAGCACAUUUAUUCUGCACAGUCUUUUCAAGACUUUUGAAGGACACUGAAGGACGUAUCCAUAUUGUUCGCAAAUGCAACAUUACUUGAAUGACUUCAGCACAACAGACAAAGUCGUGUGGAGUCUUGACAGGGAAGCGGAUUAUGACUACAUGUGGGGGUUUUUUUUAGUUGUUGUUUUUGUUGUUUUUUUUAUCGUAAUCCAAGGUGACUAAGAGACCCACAAUAGCUCUGCUAAAAGGGUAGAACCUAUUUUUGGAGGCUCUAAUGUUUCCUCCCCCCUCUGUGUGUUGCGGGAAGUCGUACUGUAAGUUAGCUCCGAGGCCAAGCGCCCCGGCUCGGAACAACGCGAGGUUGUAAAAAAAAACGACGCGGCGACACGGGUGCACAAAGUUCAUAUCGCACUGUGAAUUCUGUAUUUCGUGACACGGCCUCGGGGUUAAACCACGAAAUACUGUUUGUGAAAGACAAAAAAAAAGUGUAAAUAUGUACAUUUUAUAUAUAUAUAUAUGUGUGUGUGUGAAGAGAAUGAAUAAAGAAAUCCUUUUUUCAUA